UAAAGAAGAAAACCAAACUUUUUUGUUCUUCCACAGUGGUUUCUCACUUUUCAGUAAUUGCUUUCUAGUUUCUUUCUUCCCAAAAACCUAAAACCUAGUUACAGACCCGAGAGAGAGAGAGAGAAUUUUCUUCCACGGUAUUUUUUAUUUUGCUUUUUUUAAUCAUAAACCUGUUUCUUCUCCCCAAACUCCAGCCACAGACCAGACUUUGUGUUGACUUGCGGAUUUGGGUCUUGAUAUUGGAAACAGAAAAAAAAGGAAGUGAGAACUUGGAAAGCUAAGGAAAAGAAGAAGAGAGAGAAAUCCCAAAGAAAUAACCAGUUCUUGCUCUUUUGCUCCUCUGCGUCUUGCAACCAUGGCUUGUUCCUCUGCUCCAUCCUUAUCGGUCCUAGCUGCUUUGCUCUUGAGUUUAGGCAUUGCACUGGUCUUACCUCAAUUAGUUGUGUGCGUUGCGACCAUGACUCAUUCCAAGGGCCCACAAAACUUUGAUCUGUCUUUAUCAACCCCAACAUUGACAUAUGAAUACGAGGUCUUUGUUAGUUUUCGUGGAGCCGAUACCCGCACAAGCUUUACUGCCUAUCUCUUCGCUGCUUUAGACCGUAAAAGGAUUGUUGCCUAUAGAGACGACAGAAACCUCCUAAGAGGGGGAGAGAUUGGACCCGAGUUGUUGAAGGCAAUUGAGACUUCAAGGAUUGCAGUUGUUGUGUUCUCGAAAAGCUAUGCUACUUCGGAUUGGUGCUUGGAUGAGCUGGUGAAGAUAAUGGAAUGCAAAAGGGUGUUCAACCAAAGUGUGCUGCCUAUUUUCUAUGAUGUGUCUCAAUCUGUGGUGCUAGAACAGAAGGGAGUUUUUGCGGAGGCACUCCUGAAUGGCCCCGUAGACAAGGUGAACAAUUGGAGAACUGCAAUGACGGAGGCUGCAAAUUUGGCGGGCUUUCAUUUGGAACAUCGGUGUAAUUUUUAAAAUACCGAGUUUGUUGGUGCCUUUAAUUCAGAGAUUGAAAGUAUUCCAACUGAUGUUGCAGUUACUAUUGAUUAUGAAAUGUGUUACCUUGUAUUCUGUUAAAUGUUGAGCAAUGUUAAGUACCUACUUGGCCCUUUCUCGAUCCAUUUUCCUUAUUUAGUUAAUAUGUUACUACAAUUCAAUAAUACAUAGUUUUGGUCUUUCAAUUACUAGAUUUUUAUUGUUGGAUGAUGCUUUUGUUAUUAUAAUCUUGAUGAUUUUUUCCUUUGA
Messenger RNA from Quercus lobata, 1231 nucleotides. Its product is annotated as TMV resistance protein N-like. The coding region runs from base 356 to 961 and encodes 201 amino acids. Gene Ontology annotation, biological process: signal transduction. The record is from RefSeq and is a predicted model, not a curated record. Lineage: Eukaryota; Viridiplantae; Streptophyta; Magnoliopsida; Fagales; Fagaceae. The transcript has 3 exons.